AUUGCGGCACACUACUGCAGAAGCUAACAUCCUGCCUUCCUUAUCUCUUGAGGCUACAGCCAAUCAGAGAUAAGGAAACAAAAUGGAGCGCCAGGAUUGGCUGCUAAUCAUGUAGCAUUGUAUCUGUGACAUUUUUCUUUUGAAUAUUUUAUUGUCACCUUCCAAAAAUAAUGUUGUCAUUUUUUUUGCUAAAAAAAUUUUCUUUCUUUUUUUUUAACCUAAAUCAUCGUGGACAGUUUUCUACACUUCAUUUGAAUCCUGAAGGAAUACGUUCAUUAACAGAAGUUGUAAAAAACUCAGUAAGUGACCAAGAACUAUGAAAAGGUCAACUGAACUACUUAACUGCGUAGUUGCGGUUGCCAUAUUGGAUUUUGUGCAGCACAGCUAACACUAGCAUAGCACAGCUAGCUAGUAAUGCUAAUGCUAGCUUUUACGUAAACGGCAACCGCAAAUACACUAUUAAAAUAAUUUGUCGAAACUUUUCUUUAACUUUAACCUUUCUAAAAGAAAGUCUACAUAUUUUUGUGAGUAUUUGUGUAAAGUUACACUUCUUUGUUUUUCGGUCGACAUUUCCCGCCUCAUGUAGCCAGCUGAACCCAGAAAGUUCUCCUCUCCUGAUUCUAUACUUGUGAUCCGUGGGCUUAAAUAUUUGGCGUUAAAAUAGAAGUUAUGCAGGUGCCAUUCUUCUGGGUUUUAUUGUGUCGGAGUUGUUUUUUGUAGAUGUGUAGAUAUGAACCUCACAAUAAACUAUAGAAAGUCAUCUGUGUUUUCUCAGCGCAGAAAUGAAACAAUAAUCUCUCCUUGCAGGAGAAACUCAAACAGGGAGCAGCUUUUUACUCUCCGGUCCCGCCUCCGCCUCCUCCUCCUCCUCUUCCUCCUGUGUGCAGGAAUGGGGAGGGCAAGAAGUUAAAAAGAGUCCACCUCUGAGCCAUUGUUCUAGUUCUGGAGCUCUGGAGACGGGUCGGGAAGCGGCUGCUGCGCUGCUGGUACCGGACGGCGGUCUGUCGUUAUGACGGGCUCCGGUCCGAAGCUGGGCGUCCUGCUGCUUGUGGCGGUUCUGCUGCAGACGGUGGUCGUCACCAUCACGGUGCUGCACUUCACCUCGGCUCUAAACUCGAUGAAAGAGACAUUCGCCAGGAGCAGCGUUUCCUGUCUAACAGGCUCCGACCUGCAGAGCAUCACUGCUGUACGAGGAGAUCCAUGCUGGCAGGUGACCCAGCAGCUUCACCUGCUCAUCGAAAAGUCUCUGUCUCAGCGCUACCAGAGGCGGAUUUCAUCAGCCGUGAGAGAUGAAGUGUCCCGUGUUUUGCCCUCACUAGUGAUGGAGGACAGGGCUUCACCUCGCCCCAAAGUUGCCGCUCAUGUCACGGGAAGUUUUGUGCCCAAACUGGAGCGAGACGGAGGAGAUGCAGUUCCUGCAGGGCGACGCGUUCAGGGCCAGAAGAUUUCUUGGUGGGAGGGUCAGAAGGGCCUGGCCUUCCUGCAGGACGUCCAGCUGCUGGAUGGGGAGCUGGUGGUGUCGCAGCCUGGCCUCUACUACGUCUACGCCCAGACGUACUUCAGGCACACCCACUCCCUGGAGGAGAACGGCGAGGAGGCGGAGGAUCGGGGGAAACCCCUGCUGCAGUACGUCUACAAAAAGGUGAACUCCUACCCGGUUCCCAUCCUGCUGAUGAAGACCAGCCGGACCUCCUGCUGGUCCCGCGGUUCCGACUUCUCUCUGCACUCCGCCCACCAGGGGGGGCUGUUCCCGCUCACCACCGGCGACCGCCUGUUCGUGACUGUGACCAACGCCUCUGCUGUGGACAUGGACGAGAAGAGCAGCUUCUUCGGAGCGUUUCUCAUCAGUUAGAGGGCCGAUCGACGCCGAUCGACGCCGAUCGAGGUUUUGUUAAAAUCGAUCAAACUGCUGCAAGCGUCAGACUCUCCUGAGGAAAUUCCUCUUUUGUCUUACGGGAUCAAAAAACUUUGAUGACACUGGUUGGCAGAAGAGACCAAACACGAUAGUUUGGAUUGUGGGUAAACUGAGACCGGACUCAACAGUCUCUGCUCAGCAAAGACAAAAUCUGAAGAACUUUUCUGGUCUGAUGAGGUCCAGAACCGGUUUCCACAGAAACUGAAUGACUUCUGCUUCAAAUACCUUUUUAAAAAACUGCUAUUUCACAAUUUUAUUACAGUAAAUAUUUAUAUUUUUACCCCCUAAACACUUUAGACAUCUGAGCCUGGGUUUAUUUUAAAUUAUAUCAAAACAAUGUGUUUGUGCCAUCUGGCAGAUGAAAAGAAUUACAUAGGGAUGGUUCAUUUGAAAAUAGCACUUACAACUGACAUAAAUUAGAAUUUUUGAUAUAAAAAAUAAUGUAAUUAGUUAUAAUUGGACAUAACUCCAACCACCAGGUGGCGGUAAAGUGCUUCCAUUAUAAUCGCAAACAAAUAGGGAGCAAAUUCACAUUUAACCACCAGGUGGUGCUGUUUAGUCCUGAUUUCUGGGGACUGAAGGAAAUGAUGUGCUACUGUCGUUUAAAACAUUACACAUUACCACAAACAGAAGGAGAAGAAUUAUAUUUAAAAUGUUAUCACUUAUAUAAGUUCAUCCUUUACAGAAGGAAGAUCUAAAUUUAACAGACAAAAUAAAAAUUAAUUUAAACUGAAACAUGAACUGCUUAACUUUUAUUUGUCUAAUCUAUCUGACAUUGUUUCCAAAAAUAUUUUCAUGACCCUCAAAGCUUAGUAACACUUUCACUCAAAAAUAUGGCAAAUAAAAAGCAGAGCGCAUUGUGCACAAAAUAUAAGAAUAAAAAAAAGUUUGGAUUGUCUA
Xiphophorus hellerii (green swordtail) is the source of this 2815-nucleotide messenger RNA. It is a transcript of the gene tnfsf10, whose product is annotated as TNF superfamily member 10. Gene Ontology annotation, molecular function: tumor necrosis factor receptor binding. The transcript is spliced from 6 exons. Gene Ontology annotation, cellular component: membrane. The record is from RefSeq and is a predicted model, not a curated record. Bases 1010 to 1852 code for a protein of 280 amino acids. Lineage: Eukaryota; Metazoa; Chordata; Actinopteri; Cyprinodontiformes; Poeciliidae. Gene Ontology annotation, biological process: immune response.